Molecule: messenger RNA, 1098 nt
Organism: Angiostrongylus costaricensis
Lineage: Eukaryota; Metazoa; Nematoda; Chromadorea; Rhabditida; Metastrongylidae
Source: the annotation of a GenBank genome assembly
AUGUCCGGCAGUGUGGAAAACGAAGAAGAAGUCACUUCAUCUGCCAAUCAGCAAUCAAACACGAGACCUGCUACAGAGACGAGCGUUGCUGCAUCUUCCGACUCGUCAAAGAAACCGAUUCCACAGCGAGCACCGAAGCAUGUUGGUCCAACCACCAAAGCGACUUGCAAUAGAAAAAGGUGGCCAACUGAGGAUCGAAAAGGAUGCUAUGAUUUGUCGAUCGCGCAUCUGAGGUAUAUGAGAUGGAACUCACUCUACUCUAUUGUGCCGGCAAUUUUUGCGGUGAUCGGAAUCAUUGCUACACUAUUCGUGGUUGGCGUUUACAUUAUGUACAAUGAGACUCCAGUGGUUAAAGCGUCCGGUAGAGAACUGAGUUACCUGCUGCUCAUCUCCAUGAUCAUGUGCUAUGCAAUGACGUUUGUGUUACUUUCCAAACCAAACGCGGCCACAAUGUCUGCACGGCGACCGCUCUUCAUUUCACCGCUCUCACAGGUGGUGCUGACAAGUAUGCUAGCUGGUGUGCAGCUGAUUAGUAGCUUGAUAUGGCUCCUUGUUGUGCCACCAGGUUCUCGUCACAACUACCCAUCUCGGGACCAAGUUGUUCUGACUUGUAACGUUCCCGAUCAUCACUUUUUGUAUUCUCUCGCCUACGAUGGCAUUCUUAUUAUCGCAUGUACUGUGUAUGCAGUUAAAACAAGGAAAGUGCCAGAAAAUUUUAAUGAGACGAAAUUCAUCGGUUUUUCCAUGUACACUACUUGCGUUGUCUGGUUAAGUUGGAUAUUUUUUUUCUUCGGAACUGGGAGCGACUUUCAGGUACAAAUUCAAACAACUUCAUUAUGCAUUUCCAUUUCAAUGUCAGCCAACGUUGCUUUGGUUUGCAUAUUUUCACCUAAGCUCUGGAUCAUUCUCUUCGAAAAACACAAAAAUGUUCGUAAACAAGAUGGUGACAUGCUAAACAAGAGGCGAGUGAUAUUCGAGCAUUUGGUUGAAAGAAUCAAGGAAAAUCUCUCGGAAACUGCACCACUCGUCUUUAUGGAUCCACAACCGAAGAACCGAAUCAAUACACAGCACUGCUUUCCAGUGAUCGGAAUCCUGUGA